CGACUCGCUUGUGUCAUUAUAAAAUCCAUCAGGCAACACUCUGCUCUUGCGCAGAUUGUUUCAUUCAUUGGAUUUUAGUGGUUCAGUUGAGUUGACGCCUCAGUGAAAAAGUCGUGAAAAGUGUGAAAACUCGUGAAAAAUUAAGUAACUGAAAAGACAGGAUGGCCGAAACUGAGUCAGUCCCGCACCACAACGGCAUAGACACGAUAGCCGAAGAGGAAGAAUGCAACAAAACUCGUCCGGCCGACAUUGAGGCCGAUAUGCGCGAAAUGGAGCGCCGCAAACGGGUGGAGGCCAUCAUGAAUUCCCGCCUUUUCCGUGAAGAGCUCGAGCGGAUCGUCGAUGGUCAAAUACGCGAGGGUGGUCCGUCCAGCAUUCUGCAGCAGCUGUCCGAGGUCAUGGGCGUGCCGGCGGCUCGCAUCGGCAGCGUGUUCAAGAGCUCCAACUGCGUCGUACCGAUCAACGACAUCCGCGGCAUGGAGGCGAUGGGCUACGAAAAGGGCGAAAAGAUUCUCCGCUGCAAGCUGGCGGCCACGUUCCGGCUGAUUGACCUGUACGGUUGGGCCAAGGGCAUCGGCAGUCUGAUCACGGCCCGUCUGAACGCCGACCAGGAGCUGUUUCUGGUUAAUCCGUACGGUGUGCUAAACCACGAGAUCACCGCGUCCUCGCUUAACAAGAUUAACAUGCAGGGCCAGAUUGUCGAGCAAGGGACCACCAAUUUCGGCGUCAACACUAGUCAAUUUACAUUGCACUCCGUGAUCCACGCCGCUCGACCUGACAUUAGAUGUGCAAUAUACGUGGGAUGCAAUUCGGUGGUCGCCGUUUCGGCCUUGAAGCAAGGGUUGCUGCCGCUCACCAAGGACGCCGCUAUGCUUGGCGAGUUGUCCGUUCAUAAUUACACCGGAGCACUUUAUGAACCCGAGGAGAAGGACAAGCUGUUGAGAAGCCUUGGACCGGUGUCCAAAGUGUUGCUGCUCUCCAACCACGGUGCAAUCUGCUGUGGUGAAACCGUCGAGGAGACAUUCUACGCCGUUAACCAUAUUGUUGCCGCCUGCGAGGCCCAACUCAAGCUGAUGCCGGUGGGGCUGGACAAUCUGAUCUUGAUCCCGGAGGAAACGCGCAAGGCCAUUUACGAUGCCUCGCGUAAGCCGCCAGAGGGCGUUGCAUCCGCCGUUGCCACGGCCGACAACAGGGAGCGUCAGCAGGUACCCAAAUGGCGGGUAGGUGGUGCUGAGUAUGAAGCCCUUAUGCGCAUGCUGGACAAUGCCGGCUUCCGAACCGGCUACAUCUACAGAAACCCGUUGGUGAAGAACGACCUUCCCAAACCGAAAAAUGAUGUCGAAGUGCCUCCGGCCGUUUCAUCGCUUGGCUAUCUGAUAGAGGAAGAAGAGCUGUUCAGACAGGGCAUCUGGAAGAAGGGUGACUUCCGCAAGGGCGGCGACCGUUCCCGUUGGCUAAACUCGCCCAACGUUUACCAGAAGGUUGAGGUGCUGGAGACGGGCACUCCAGAUCCUAAGAAAAUCACAAAGUGGAUUGAUGCAAACGUUGACGAGUGGGUAGCGGAAGCAUCGCCGACACAUUCUUCGACGCCGGUCAAGAUUGACUGCGCUAUGCAGUUUGUUCCCCCCAAUACCAAUCCGAAAGAGUUCAAGCGAAUCCAGCAGCAGAUUAAGGACUACCGGAGGGCUGACAAGAUUUCGGCCGGACCGCAGUCGCACAUCCUCGAGGGCGUAUCCUGGGACGAGGCAAACCGGAUGAAGGACGCCAACGUUUCGGCCACCGGUGACCACGUCGUCCUCAUGGGAGCCGCUUCCAAGGGUAUCAUCCAGCGCGGGUACCAACACAACGCCACGGUGUACAAGGCACCGUACGCGAAGAAUCCGUUCGAUUCCGUUACCGAUGACGAGCUGAACGAAUACAAGAAAACGGUCGAAAAGAAGCGACAUGGUGAUUAUACCGACACAGAUUUCUCCGAGUCCGAAGCGUUGAGCUCUCUCCAAAUCUCGGACAAGCCCAAGAACCAGCCCAUGAGCCCUCCAAGCCAGUCCGAGCCUGAAACUGACACUGCCGCAGAACACCAGGUGCUUAGAAUAGAAACAAAGCAGGUCCCCAAGCCUAGUCAACCGGAAGUUGUACUGAGCGAUGGCGAACACGUGAAUGGUGACCACUCAGACGCCCACAUGAGCACAUUUUCACACAGUAGCAAAGAGCAGGAUGUAUCCACGGAAGGAUCCCCCAAGAAGGACAAGAAGAAAAAGAAGGGCUUAAGAACACCCUCGUUUUUAAAGAAAAAGAAGGAAAAAAAGCGAAUUGAGGCCUAAACAAAUUUUGCACUCAACGACGAUUUUUAUUAACUUUGAAAUAUAUAUUAUAUCCCUUCCUUAUUAUAACUCCCCCUCCUAUCUGGAACAUAAUGAGAGAGAGAGAAAAAAAAGUAGAAGAAAACGAAGAAAUAUGUAACGCAUGUAAAGAAGAAAUUCAUUGAUAUAACAUCGUCGUCACCUAGAGAGAUAGGCGAUAUUCCUAUUGUAGCGGUAAUCACGACGAUAGAAAGAAACAGUACUGACUGUCUAGCACACUAAAUACACAUUUAGAUUUUCACCCGCAGCUCGUAAGACUUGUUUGAUUUUUUUGUGGGGAAAAUCUACAGAUAAAUCGACUCGGUUUGGGGUGUGAUUUUACGAGGUCCAGAUGACUAAAUCUAGGUGUGUUCACAAUGAUCAAAAAAUUUUGUGCGUUUCGAGAAUCGUUGAAUCGGUACAUCUCUAUAUAGUGAAGGAUUAGAUAUUAUUACACAACCACAACUCCCUUGUACUGGAUAAAAGAGAUCACAAAAGCGUGUAGCUGCUACCUAUAAUUAUAUGACUUGAUUUGUUUUGUUUUAAAAAUUUAUAAAUUAAGUCAAGUCAAUCAUCACUCUCUCGCUGCUUAUGUUUGCCACAAACGCCUCUAUUGUUGCAUUUCUCUCCUCGAAUUUGCAGAAUAACAACACAAAAAAACAACAAUCCAUUACUUUUUAUCACCAUUUGUAUUUUCCCAGUCGAUGUUUUGCACAUGCGCGCGCGACAAACGAUGCUCAUCAUAGGAAGAAACAUUGUCCCAGUGUUGCUUUUUUUUACGCAGCUACAACCACAUUGCAUAACAUAACACAUUGCCGAAGUCCACACGUCGGCCGGGCGGACGGACGGACCAUGUGUGAAGAAAGAUCAUUAAUAUUAUUCAACAUAAGAAAAACGAUGAGGAAGCACAAAGCUUCACUAAAAAAAACCACUGCGCAUUUUGAGAAAGAAAGAUAAAACAAUGGCAAAAAUCGCUGUCGCUCAGCGAGAAAUAGCUGAACCAAUUUCAGAUCGUAUGCUUCAAAAGUGUUCAAGUAAUGGAAAAAAAUAUAUUCAAUAGAAAUCUACAAGCUGAUUGAUCAUUAA
Molecule: messenger RNA, 3425 nt
Organism: Culex quinquefasciatus (southern house mosquito)
Lineage: Eukaryota; Metazoa; Arthropoda; Insecta; Diptera; Culicidae
Product: protein hu-li tai shao
Exons: 13
Coding region: 162-2321 (719 amino acids)
Cellular component (GO): cytoskeleton; plasma membrane; postsynaptic density
Molecular function (GO): actin filament binding
Source: RefSeq, a predicted model, not a curated record